This is a messenger RNA of Tachysurus vachellii, 1203 nucleotides long. RefSeq names its product RAS-like, family 10, member A (gene rasl10a). The record is from RefSeq and is a predicted model, not a curated record. NCBI's taxonomy places the organism in Eukaryota, Metazoa, Chordata, Actinopteri, Siluriformes, Bagridae. Gene Ontology annotation, molecular function: GTP binding; GTPase activity. Bases 415 to 1032 code for a protein of 205 amino acids. The transcript has 3 exons.
GGUGUGAUGGUGCACAUGCCCGUUUGAUCGGUGUGAUGGUGCACAUGCCCGUUUGAUCGGUGUGAUGGUGCACAUGCCCGUUUGAUCGGUGUGAUGGUGCACAUGCCCGAAUGCUCUGCUGCAUUUUAUUCUGCUCCACGCGCGCGCACUACGGCAGUGGAGGCGAAUUUGAUCAGAGACUUUGCGCAUCGGCUUUAGUGUAACGGGAUGCAUUCAGGAAGGUGAUGGAGACCCACCGUGUCUUUCUGCAUUAUUUCUACUCCAGCCGUUUAGACCCAUCUGAUGAUCCGAACAUGACCGACAGGAUGGGAAGAUGAUCCACCAAAGCGCGCGCCAAACAAACCCAACAUCCCGGAGCCACAGCGCGUGCGACCCGUGAGUGAUUUAUCGGCUGACAUAAAGCGGGACCUCGGGAUGGUGGAAACGCUGAGCAUCGCCGUGAUCGGAGCUUCCGGCGUGGGCAAAACUUCCAUCAUCCGCCGAUUCGUGUACGACGACUUCUCCGAGACGCACAACCCGACCCGCGCGCGACGCGUCUACAGACCGUCGGUGGUCCUCAACGGCCACAUGUACGAGCUGAAGAUUUUGGAUGUCCCGCCAAUCGCCGCGUUUCCAUCCAGCCCUGCGCAGGAGUGGCUGGAUGCACGUUGCAGAGGUGUGCGUAACGCCAGCGCCUACAUCCUGGUCUAUGACAUCUGCUGUGUUGAGAGCUUUGAAUAUGUCAAGAUGAUACGACAGCAGAUUGUAGAUAACAGAGAGGGCAGCAGCAGCAGUAGUGAUGUUCCCAUCCUGGUGGUAGGCAGUAAGAGAGAUCUGCAGAGGCAGCGUUUUGCUCAGCGCCGCACCGUCUCUGUGCUGGUGAAGAAGACAUGGAAGUGUGGCUAUGUGGAAUGUUCUGCCAAGUUCAACUGGCACGUUCUCCUGCUCUUUAAAGAGCUACUGGGCAUUGCAGUGGCCAGAGGACUCCGCAACAACCACACCUCCAUCCGCCUGCAGGGGGCACUGCACAGGAACCGCUGCUCCAUCAUGUGACCAAUCACGCAGGAUCGUGUGACGCAGAAUUUCCUUCGGUUCUGGAUUUGUUUUAUUUUUCUUCUACACAAAGAGAACGAAAGAGAAAUGAAUCAAUUGCACCGUCAGAUUCCGAUAAGACAUUUCUCAUAUUUAGGAAAUUGUUUAGAGAGAGACAGAGAGAGAGACAUA